This is a messenger RNA of Carassius auratus (goldfish), 1796 nucleotides long. RefSeq names its product pejvakin-like. The transcript is spliced from 6 exons. The record is from RefSeq and is a predicted model, not a curated record. Lineage: Eukaryota; Metazoa; Chordata; Actinopteri; Cypriniformes; Cyprinidae. Gene Ontology annotation, biological process: programmed cell death. Gene Ontology annotation, cellular component: cytoplasm. Bases 1 to 1113 code for a protein of 370 amino acids.
AUGUUUGCAGCAGCAACCAAGAAUUUUGUGAAGCAGGUAGGGGACACUGGACGCCUCGUCCAUGUGUCUAGUCUAAGUGAAGCGGACCGAUAUCAACCACUCAGCCUGGUGACGAGGAAGAGGAGACGACACUUCUGGAAGAAGACCAAAUAUGCCACAACCCCCUUCUCACUAAAGGACAUACUCGUUGGAGAGAAAGAGAUCACAGCAGGGGUCUCCUCAUAUCAGCUCCUAAACUAUGAAGACAAGUCGGAUGUUGCCCUAAAUGGGCGUUUGGGCAACCAUCUGAUCCACGAGGUGGGAGUAAAUGUGAGUGGUUCUGACUCUGUGGCGGUGAAGGCCUCGUUUGGAAUUGUGACCAAACAUGAGGUGGAGGUUCCUACACUACUGAGGGAACUCAAUGCAAGGAAAGUAGACCUGGAUCACUGUUUGAUCCGUCAGUCCAAAGAGAGUAAGCGGACUGUCCUUUGUGUUGUCAUGGAGAGCAUCCGCACCACACGACAGUGUUCACUCACUGUUCAUGCUGGAGUGCGAGGAACUACCAUGAGGUUCCAGAUAGAUGAUGGUCGAAACCCUAAAGGUCGAGAUAAAGCCAUUGUAAUUCCAGCUCACACGACCAUAGCAUUCAGUUUGCUAGAGCUUUAUGUGCGUCUUGAUGGACGUCUCGACAUAUGUGUGGCACCAGAGUCAGUAGGAGGGUUUGAGAGGGAACAGAUCCGUGAGCAGCUUGGGGGAUUCAUUGGCCGUUUUUCCUUUGGAAGACUCAGGAGAUUCCUGUCGGGAAUCAUCUAUGGAAAUCCUUUCAGAGCAGAUGACAGGACAUUUGAAGAGCUCACUCACUCGGAUAUGUACAUGGAUGAUGUUGUGACGGACUACUAUGAGAAGGCUGCCAGCAUGACCGACCUGUCCACAGCCUACCUGCGGGAUGAAAAGCAUGCACGUGUAAAUCUGCUCAACCAUAACAUACCUAAAGGACCGUGUGCCUUGUGUGGCAUGGGCCACCAGAAGCGUGAGACUGUCUAUGGCUGCCUGGAAUGCUCUUCAGGGGGAAACAAAUAUGUCCGUCUCCAUGCUGUUCCAUGUUUUGACCUCUGGCAUAAAACUAUGAGGUGAGGACUGGCCUGGAGGAACUCUCAGGGUGAUUUUCGUGCAAAUGUUGUGCAAUAUGACCGCAAGAUGUAAAACCCUCCGCUUUCAUUUCGGCAAAAACACAUUUUAUUCUCUGCUCAUUCAAAAACAUAAUAAUAAAAAAUCUAAAUAAUUCCCAACUUUUUACUGGUGUACACAUUGAGACUCUCAUAAUAGGUGCUAAUUGUGUAUUGCACUGUUUACAUAUUUGUACAUAACGUUCAUUUAUAUCAGUUUUAAGAUGGUGUUUCUUACCUAUCCAGAUACAAAUGGACAAAAUAACAUACAUUAGGGCAAAAAGCUAGAGCAGAUAUUGAUUUCAUCACGUGAAGACCAGCUGAUGUUUACGAACGCACUGUGCAGUCUGAAUAAUUCAGGCCUAUCAAUAAAUUAGUCUGUAGAUCACAUGAUGGCAGAGCAGGAAGUGCUUCGCUGACUGAUGUCUCCUGUGAACAGUACACCAUGGAACUGUUUCCAGACAAUGUGUGAACCGAAGGCCAGCAUAGUGCAAGGUUACAUUUGUGUGCUUAUAUGACACCUGUUGGCCCCAGUGCAUUCAGAAUAGUGUAAUGAAUGGAAAAAAAACAAGUCUUAAACUGUUUAUGUGUAGCAUGGAAUGUCAAGAGCUUGAAUGACAAAUAUUUGAAUGUCAAGAACAAAAAUUAAAA